ACUUACAGUCCGCAUGGAAUGUAAACAAAGUCGCUGUAAACAGAAAUCGCAUAUUAAUAAAGAGAAUGAAUUAAGAUGGCCGUCUCCAAGCGCUCGUUGAUUAUCGACAACGGAUCGUAUGAAUGCCGGGUAGGAUGGAACAAUAGCAAGAAACCUGAUCUGCGAUUUCGCAAUGUGCUGACCAAGCCACGAAAGGAUCGCAAAAAGGAUUGCAACCAGAUGCCUGACUCCUCUGCAGCUCCGGCAACCCCUGUAGACGAACUGAAAGCAAACGCCGAGAUCCAAAUUGGGAAUGAUAUAACCAACAUUGAAGCAGUGCGAGCCCAUCUCAAAUCGCCAUUCGAGCGCAAUGUGAUCACUAAUUGGAAUCAUCAAGAGCACAUCCUUGACUACAUCUUCAGCAAAAUGGGCUUUGAUGGUGAGACUAGCAUCGACUAUCCCAUUGUCUUAACCGAAGCGCUGGCCAAUCCCAAUCCGAGUCGCCGCCAAAUGAGCGAGCUGCUCUUCGAGUGCUACAGCGUGCCGGCGGUCUCAUAUGGCAUCGAUGCACUCUACAGCUGGCAUCACCACCAACAGCAACAUAAGAAAGUUGUGGAUGCACUUAUUAUAUCCUUUGGAUAUAGCACGACGCACGUGAUUCCCGUGCUGGGAGGCAAGAUGCAGCUGCAGCACGUUCGUCGCCUUAACGUAGGCGGAUUCCACAUAAAUAAUUAUUUGUUUCGGCUGAUGCAAAUGAAGUACCCAGUGCACCUGAAUGCCAUCUCGAGUCGCAUCGAGAAACUCGUCCACGAGCACUGCCACAUUGCGCAGGACUACAAAGAGGAGCUGAUGAAGUGGGCGCAAUUAGAUUACUAUGAGGCGCACGUUAUGAAGAUUCAAUUGCCCUACAACCAAGUCACGGCGACCAAUGCACUGCUCACAGCAGAGCAGAAGCAGGAGAAGCGCCGCGAGCUAGCGCUGCGACUGCUGGACAUUAAGAAUCGUCGGGAGCGUGAGAAGCUGCAGGAGGAUGAGGAUUACCUGCAGGUGCUACGCAAGCUAAGGCAGCUCUACGAGCAACAGAAACUGCAGAAAUUUGAACGGGCACUGCAGCAGCAGCAAAUCGCCAAUCUGGAGGAGCUGGACAAGCUGUUGGGCACGAUAACAGCGCGUAUUAAACGUGUCAAGGAGCGAGCCACUGCCCAACCGAAGCCAAGUAAGCAGCAAGAUAAGCUGGACAAGCUGCCAAAGCCGCCAGAGGGUGUGCCGCAAGCGCAGUGGCUGGCGGAUCUGCGGGAAAAGCGAGAUCAGUUGCAGCAACGUAAGCAGGCACGCCAGCAGCAGCGACAGGAGCAGGCCAAGCGGCACACGCAUGCUGCGCAGGAACGCAUGAGGAUUAUCUCGACGCUGGCUCGCAGCGAGAAACGGCGCAAGGCAAACGGCGGGGAUGAGGAGGACGAUGGCUUCGGCAUGAAUGACAACGACUGGGAUGUGUACAAGCGAAUCAAUCGCUACAACGACGACAGCGACUCGGAUGCAGAGAAUGAACAGAUGCUCGAGUACGAGAAGAUCUUGCAGCAUUACGACGCCAACUUCGACGAUGGCAGCAACAAUGCGGCCAUGCAGGCCCUGAUUGCAGCCGAGAACUAUCAGCUCCAUUUCGGAGUUGAAGCUAUCCGGGUGCCAGAGAUUCUCUUUCAGCCGAGCAUGAUUGGGUGCACGGAGGCUGGCCUCGCCGAGCUGAUUGCGUUUGUGCUAAAGCUCUUCACGAGCGAGGAGCAGCAGCGCCUGGUUGAUCACGUCUACCUAACGGGCAGCUGCGCCCAGUUUCGUGGACUAAAGGAACGAUUGGCUAAGGAAUUACUCGAGCUGCGUCCCUUUCAGUCCAGCUUUGCCAUCUAUGAGUCUAAUGAGCCCAUGUUAGGCGCCUGGUUGGGCGCCUGCCUCCAGGCGAACGGCAAGAGAUUCAGUGAGACUUUGAUCACUCGACAACUUUACCAGGAGCACGGCGGCGAGUACCUUAAGGAGCACAGUGCGAGCAAUCUCUUCUAUCCUACACCAAAAGAUUAAAUUUUAUUAUUUAAGACGUCCAAGUAAAUGACAUUUAAUAACUAAAA
Molecule: messenger RNA, 2096 nt
Organism: Drosophila arizonae
Lineage: Eukaryota; Metazoa; Arthropoda; Insecta; Diptera; Drosophilidae
Gene: Arp5
Product: Actin-related protein 5
Source: RefSeq, a predicted model, not a curated record